AUGAGGUUAAAUGAGGAGAAAGACAAAUCUGUUGAGGAGGAAGAGCUGGAUACUCCUCAGAGUGGCCUAGCAAGCCAUCGGUCAAGCGACGACACAAAAGGUGAAGGUAAAGAGAGCGAACCCACUGUCAAAGAGGAUCAUCGAACAUUGAAUCACCAAGUGAAUCAGUAUCUUCAUAACAUUCAGCAAUACACUGCUGAAGAUGUAGGUGGAGCUCCAGAAUAUGGAGUCAUUGACCUUUCGACUCUGAAUGGGGAAUUUCAGAUUGAUCCUUCGUUGACAGAAUCGGAAUUGGUCACCAACGGUGGUCGGAAUGGAGAUAAUUUAUCGAUGGCAGAGGCUGCAGUUACCGUAUAUCAACGACAGAAGCAGGACAAAGCCAAAAAAGGAGAGAUAUCACCUAAGCAGUCUCAAUCGGUGAACAGAAAGAAGUUGAAAGCUAAGAAUGAAACUCACAAUAACUCGUCUAAGAUAUUUCAAGAAUCUGCUUCCGAUUCGUAUCAGAAUAGAGAACUUCAGUCACAUGGAGAUAGCGAGUUGACGGCGGAGGAAAAAGCCACCUUACUGAGUGUACCACCAGGAGUUGAUCCCAAGAAGAUGUGCCGUUUCUGUGGACGAACAUUCGCUCACCCGGGAUCGCUUGGAAGGCACCUUGAUCUUCAUAAGGGUGCUCCCAUGCAUCCAUCUUCCAUUAUUGGCAAAAUAAGGUCCAAUGUAGCAAGAAGAGGUAAUCCAGAGGCUGUUAAAGCUCGACGAAAACUGAGAGCCAGGGCAUACAAUAGACGAGAAUACGUUAUGGCCAAGAACAGACAGAGACGGAAAGUUACCAGUAAGAUAUACAGAGUGAGAGAGAACACUCAGAUGAAGUUCUACAAAUCCCUAAACACCCCUUCAUUGGGAGACUCUGCCUCGUUUCCCAGGAUUAUCUUCUUCUUUCUACCUCCGUCAUUCUGGCCACACUAUCCACCAACAUCAGAAUCGUAUCAGAUGAUAAUGUCAUGGAUCGAAAAGAGCCAGAACAUUAAAGAGAAAGUGCGUUUACUGGACAGCUCUCGGACCACUAUAGACUCCUAUAUAGGGCUGUUAGAACGGGCAUAUAAUCUAUGGCAGAUGAUGCCGGACGAUGCUAAACUGUCUUUAUGGUACCAGGAAUUGGCACAGUGUGCACAAGAUGCUCUAGGUUCCCAGACUCUCUUUGACUUUGCUACGAGAGAAGCUUACGCUACAAUGUUAUCCGAUGAGAAGAAAGCAGAGCUGUUGGCAGAAAAGACUCACGCAAAUGAUACGAACCUCUAUCCUUCAUCGUCAGAAUACGACAACGAAUCAGACAGAGCCGACGAAGAGAACAGGGCUAAAAGCCUGACUCAACUUGAAGAAGAGGAAUUAGCUGCCGUUGCAGCAGCAGCAGAAGCUGCCGUGAAAAGACGUUAUGAGGACAAUCAUAUGUGA
Molecule: messenger RNA, 1449 nt
Organism: Brettanomyces nanus
Lineage: Eukaryota; Fungi; Ascomycota; Pichiomycetes; Pichiales; Pichiaceae
Exons: 1
Coding region: 1-1449 (482 amino acids)
Source: RefSeq, a predicted model, not a curated record